AGGAUGCCGUGAAGUGGAGUUUCAGAGUGCAGAAGGAUUUAAAUGUGCAGAAGGAUGAAGACCUGGAAAGAGAUUCAGGAAGCAUCUUAUGUGUUGUGUCUUUAGUUUACAAAUACUUUCUCCUGAACCUCUGUGUUUGAACUGAACAAAAGAAGACGGAUAAAAUGGCUGUCAAAGUGUUUACAGUGUUCACAGUGUUCAGGACUCUGCUGCUCCCCCUGCUGGUCGUAAGUACACCUGGUUCUCAGUCUCUGGGUCCGACAGACUGCUCUGAUGUCUAUGAUAACGGACAAACGCUCAGUGGCGUGUACACAAUCUACCCCACAGCAGACACACCUGUACAGGUGUACUGUGACAUGGGAUGUUUUGGAAGUCAAACAGAGGACAAGAAGUGGACGGUAUGUUUAGAUGUGUUUCAGAGGAGAAUGGAUGGCUCUGUGAAUUUCUACAGACCAUGGGAACACUACAAGAAAGGGUUUGGGAACAAGAAUGGAGAAUACUGGCUGGGAUUGGAGAAUCUCUACCAACUCACACAGAAGCAGAAAUAUGAGCUGAAAGUGGACCUGCAGGACUUUGAGGGGGUCUCAGUUUACGCUCGAUACACUGCUUUCUCUGUGGAAUCUGAAGCUAACGGAUACAAACUCAGUGUUAGUGGCUUCAUCGAUGGAGGUGCAGGUGAUGCCAUGACUCCAGGCCAUGGACAGAAUUUCUCCACCUUUGACAAAGACCAGGACUCUCAUCCAGAUUCCUGUGCUAAAAGGUUCCUGGGGGGGUUUUGGUACAGUGACUGUCACAGUGCUAACCCUAACGGGAUUUACCUGUGGGGACAUGAUGCCACUCAUUACGCCAUCGGAAAUGUGUGGCAACCAUGGAAAGGCUACGAUUAUGGUCUCAAAUACAUCACAAUGAAGAUCAGACCUGCAUCUGUAGCACAGUGAGGAGUUUCUGUUUAUAACAUUGUUGUUGUUGUGGAUGGUGGAGGUGGUCUUGGUGGUGAUCUUGUACAACAAACAGUGUUUACUGAAGCUUGCUGAUAUACAGAUCCUUGUGAAAGAAAACUGUAUUUAAGUGUAUUUUUU
Tachysurus vachellii is the source of this 1079-nucleotide messenger RNA. Its product is annotated as microfibril-associated glycoprotein 4-like. Gene Ontology annotation, biological process: elastic fiber assembly. The transcript is spliced from 5 exons. Lineage: Eukaryota; Metazoa; Chordata; Actinopteri; Siluriformes; Bagridae. The record is from RefSeq and is a predicted model, not a curated record. Bases 165 to 938 code for a protein of 257 amino acids.